Labrus mixtus (cuckoo wrasse) is the source of this 1207-nucleotide messenger RNA. RefSeq names its product nucleophosmin/nucleoplasmin, 3 (gene npm3). Lineage: Eukaryota; Metazoa; Chordata; Actinopteri; Labriformes; Labridae. Gene Ontology annotation, biological process: chromatin remodeling. The transcript is spliced from 5 exons. The record is from RefSeq and is a predicted model, not a curated record. Gene Ontology annotation, cellular component: nucleoplasm; nucleolus; cytoplasm. Bases 115 to 600 code for a protein of 161 amino acids. Gene Ontology annotation, molecular function: RNA binding; chromatin binding; histone binding.
GUAGUGACGUGUCCGGCAUGCUCACAGUUUGCGACCGUGCUUGUUAUUUUUCGCGGCUGACUCGUUAGGUUUCAAAGCGUGACAAUUUAACAGCAAUAUCAAAGUUUCAACGCAAUGUCUUUCAACGACGACGACUCCUCCGACAUCGGACCGACCGGACAAUCCAAACUGGAGAGCUUCCUGUUCAGCCAAGAGCUGUCUUCAAAAGUCCCUUUCUUCACUUUCCAGGGGGAUGAAGAGGAGGACCUGGAGCACUUCCUCGAACUCAGAACAAUUUGUUUGGGAGAGGGUGCCAAGGAGGAGAGUAACGUUGUGGAGGUCACAGCCCUGAACCACCAAGGAAAGAACAUUUCAGUGCCCAUCGCCAACCUUCACAUCAGCUGUCUGCCCAUGGUGAGUCUGGGAGAGUUUGAACUGAAAGCCCCGGUGACCAUCCGGCUCAAGGCUGGGACAGGACCAGUAACUGUCAGCGGGCUACACCUCAUAGCCUCCCAGCCGGAGGAGUCCGACCUGUCUGAGGACGAUGACGAUGAUUUUGAUGAGGACGAUCACGAAGAGAUCACUCCUAUUAAACCAGCGAAGAAGAAGCUGAGGCAGUAGGUUGGAGAGCCCCCCCCCCCCCCCCCGAUGGCUUCCUGGAACAGCUGCAAUCAUUUCCUUUAAGAAAUAUGAGGGAGGAUUCUUUUUGUACCAGACGGAGACAUUAAAUGCUGAAAUUGUCGCCUCUUCACUCGUCCGUUUUCUCACUGUCGCUCAGCAGUUUAUUCCACUGCUGUGAAGACUUUCACUUUAAGAACGUUUUUUGCUAUUCAGUGCUACCCAGCGAUUUAUUCUGUAUCUGAUACAGUCAACACUUUUAUGUGCACCAGUGAUGGAAAAUGUCUUUAACCACCAGUGGGUUCAUGAGUUGUUUGAUGAUGUCAUCCCCAAAAAAAAAAAAGGUGUGUGAGUGUUCGAGUCUACGUGUGUCGUCUAUGAUUCCAACUUAAAGGUGCAUUCAGAUUACUUUCAUACCCACGACUCAUUAAAUGUACUCGGUGCAUUAGAGUAUUCAAACCUCCAGUUGUAUGUCCUUUCAAAAUACUGUUUUUCUAUGUGAUGUGACAUGAAUGUGAAGAUUUUGUACUUCACAGUGGAAAGCAUCAAGGAAGCACUUGCUUGUGUUGACUUGUACUCUUCAUGUGAAUUAAAGAAAGUUAAAGAGUCA